Messenger RNA from Coregonus sp. 'balchen', 1459 nucleotides. The record is from the annotation of a GenBank genome assembly. NCBI's taxonomy places the organism in Eukaryota, Metazoa, Chordata, Actinopteri, Salmoniformes, Salmonidae.
AUGGCAGCUUACAAUAAGACAAGCUGGAUGGGAGAGUCAGGUGCCAACCUCACUGCCAUGAUGCCAGGUGUGAGACCCAUACUAACCCCUGUUGUCUACACCUCCAUGUCACCAGAAAUUAUGGGAUGGGUCCUGAGUGUGGCCUCUCUCCUCAUCAUCUCCACCAACCUGCUGGUGGCUGCUGCUCUCUUUCAGCUGAUGCGCAGGAAAGGCAGUCAGAGCUGGUGCUUCGUGCUCAACCUGGCUCUGGCAGAUAUCCUGGUGGGCCUGGCUAUCACUGGCAUUGUCACUGACGUGUUUAAAAAUUACAAUACCGUGAGCAAUGGAACUAUUCCAACUACUCGACCGCUACUCCUAAUGCACUCCACACAGAAGACCAAGUGUCUACUCCGCAUGGCCUUCGUCAUCUCCCCCUCAACGGCGUCCAUCUUGUCCAUGUUCCUGAUCUCUCUGGACCGCUACGUAGCCAUCAAGCUGCCGCUGCGCUACUCCCAGCUCACUGGGAGGUGGACCGUGACUGGAGCCCUGGUAGCGCUGUGGAUGGUAUCCCUCACCGUUGGCUUCCUACCAGGUGGAACAACUAACCUUAAUUAUCUUAUUUCAGAGGGCACACAUGUCCCUAACAACAGGGUUACAUUUCAAUUCAGGGGGAUAAGAUGAGAAUCAAUUUGUGAAUUUGAAUUGCUUCCUGAAUUGACUAAAUUGGAAUUGAAUUGACCCCAACACUUGAUAAUGAACAUCAAUAUUUUUAUAUGAAUAAUAGAAAUACUAUAAAUAUAGAAAGUUGUUUAUUCCCUUCUGCUCCACAGGCAUGGCAUGGCAGUUCCAGCAGGGAGACUUCGACAGCAGCAGCCUUUGCACCUUCUUCUCUGUCAUCCGUCCCAAGGGCAUCAUUGUGGUGUUCUGUGCCGUCUUCUUCCCCAUCCUCUCUGUCUUCACCUACUUCUACCUGGACAUUCUGAAGAUUGCUUGCGGCCACCAGAGGCAGAUCCGCCAGGCCCGCCAGGCCGGCACCAGGCUGCCCCAGCGCAGCCGCUAUUGGGGCCACUUCAAGGCCCUGAGGACCGUGGCUCUGCUGGUGGGCUGUUUCACCCUCUGCUGGUGCCCAUUCUUUGUGGUGUGUGCAGUGCAGGUGCUGUGUGAGGCCUGUGAGCUGUACAAGGUGCUUGAGAAUGACCUGUGGCUGCUGGGGCUGUCCAACUCCCUUAUUAACCCUUUGGUGUACGCCUGCUGGCAGAGGGAGGUGCGGCUGCAGAUCGAGACACUCUUCUCCUGCGUUAAGGACAGGGUCAGGAACACAGCCGUGUUAGAGGCUAGUGAAAGAUGUCAGAUAGAGCUGCAUAUACCCACUCAUACUGUUAUAUCUGUGAACGAUGCCAUGAGCCUGGAUCCCACCUUGUCAUCGGUCACCAGUGAAGAGGGCCACACUGUACAGCUUUCUGCCUCAACCCCCUUGUGA